Molecule: messenger RNA, 2382 nt
Organism: Elaeis guineensis (African oil palm)
Lineage: Eukaryota; Viridiplantae; Streptophyta; Magnoliopsida; Arecales; Arecaceae
Product: voltage-dependent chloride channel 1, chloroplastic
Biological process (GO): regulation of photosynthesis, light reaction
Molecular function (GO): voltage-gated chloride channel activity
Source: RefSeq, a predicted model, not a curated record
AUCCUUCGCACGCUCACUUCCCGUUCAAACGUGUAACAUCCUCCUUCACGAACAGCGGCUGUGAAAACCAAAGCAUGCCACUCCACCCCUCCCUCCCCCUUCUUCCAACUCCAAAUCCCAACCCCAUCCCUCACCAAUGACCAAUCUACUCCCAGCCCUUUCCCUCUCCUCCAAUUCCCAAUUCACUCCACAAAAUCCACUCAAACUCUACUACUCCCACUCAUCGCCCCCUUCUCUUCCCACCAAAUUCCUCCUCCUCCCCAUCCUCUGCUCGAAGUCCGCCAACUCCCCCUCCCCUUCCCUCCGCUGGGUCCCCGAGUGGGCUGAUGCCGUCAAGGAGCGCGGCAUGCGCAAGCGCCGCGCCCUCUACACCCCCGACGACUGGCGCGCCCACCGCAGCUCCAGCCGCCACCUCCGCCACCUCCUCUCCAGCCUCUCCUCCCGCGUCAUCCUCUCCCUCAUCCCCCCCGUCUUCUCCCUCACCGCCGUCGCCGCCGCCCUUGCCCUCUACAACUCCGCCGUCUCCCUCGCCUGGCUCCCCGACUUCUUCCCCCUUUUCCGGGCGUCGUCGCUGCCUUACCAGCUGACUGCUCCGGCCCUGGCGCUGCUGCUCGUCUUCAGGACUGAGGCGUCUUACUCGAGGUUCGUCGAGGGGCGGAAGGCAUGGAUGAAGGUCGUCGCGGGGGCCAACGAGCUUGCUGGGAUGGUGAUGUCGGUGAGAGGAAAUAAUUGCGGCGCCGAUGCUGGAGUCAGGCGGGAGUUGUUGAAUUAUAUCAUGGCAUUCCCUGUGGCCCUCAAGUGUCACGUUAUCAAUGGUUCAGACAUCAGAUCAGAUCUGCAGAAUUUGCUUGAAGAGGAUGAUCUAUCUGUGGUUGUGAGAUCAAAGCAUCGUCCUCGCUGCAUCAUUGAAUUCAUUUCACAGAGCCUUCAAAUUUUACAUUUAGAAGAACCAAAGCGAAACAGCUUGGAGAUGAAGAUCUCUUGCUUCCAUGAAGGGAUUGGUGUCUGUGAACAGCUAAUGGGUAUUCCAAUCCCUCUAUCAUAUACUCGCUUAACCUCAAGAUUUCUAGUCUUAUGGCAUCUUACACUUCCUGUGAUACUUUGGGAUGACUGCAAUUGGAUUGUUGUUCCUGCUACCUUUAUCAGUGCAGCCUCUCUCUUCUGCAUUGAAGAAGUUGGUGUACUCAUUGAAGAGCCAUUCCCAAUGCUUGCACUCGAUGACCUGUGUAAACAGCUUCAUGACAGCAUCAGAGAGGCAAUGGCAAUAGAGAACCAGGUUCACGUGAGACUUCUUGCCAAAAUGAAGGGCCACUCUGAUGGACAUUCUAUUAAUGGUUGGCCUAGUUCCAAAACCGAACAGGGAUAGAGGGGUGAUAGCUGAACUAAUACUGGAUCUUCUGAAAUUAUUUAUGGCAAUAAUUCCAGGAAAUUAAUUAAGGAGGCGCACCUACCAAGGAUACAGGAAGCCUUCAUAUCUGGGUCCCAUGUAGCAACCAAUUAUUUGGGUUUCUACUUUCAAGCAAUUCAGGAGGUUGGUAUCCAAGGAUGAGUCAUUAAUUUAAAGCAUUAUCUAAUGACAUAAUGAGGAGGUUGAGAAGAGGAAGCUACAAAAAUCUACCUAGAAGAAGAGAGGAUACGGCGCACGAACUAAGAGAUACUUUGCAAUGUAUACAGCAGUGCCGGUGUGUUUGCAUUAAAGCUACCAGAGGAAGCAGGCGAUGUUGGAUGGUUACUCUAACGAUGCGACGAUCAGUUUAUUGUGCAGUGAACUUGAACAAGUCUCAGGAGUCUUGAUUUCUUUAUUUCGUAAUCGAUGUUCCUGGUUUACAGUGGUAGCAUGAAAUUUGUGACUUACGUUGCAGUGAUGCGUGUGGGAACGUCACGCAUGUUAGCCUAGAAGUAGUUCAGAGAAGAUACUAGUAGCGUUUGAUGGAUCGAAAUGUUGGACAAAAGAAAACGGUAUUUAACCAUAUGAAACGGAUAUAAUAAGUAUGGUUGCGUGUAUGAGAUUGUUAUCAUUAAGUAAGAAGCUUUAUUUACUCCUUGCUUGGGUGCAGUACGAGGAGAACUUUGAGACUACGGGCUCAUGCAUGUUUGAUUCCUAAUUACCCAUUAAAUAUCUGCAUAUGGACAAGACAUGCAUGUCAAAGGCAAUCAUUCAUUGCACUUUAUUUGCAGCUGAAGUUUCCACUGUCCGUAUUAAAAGUAGGUGUGUGGACCAGUGAGCUCAGAAGAUGUAAAGCCGGGCGGUAUACACUGUUAGAUACUUAGAUCUAUGCUGCAUUUCUUUGUUUUUACUUGUACUUCUGUUCCUGUACUUACUGUCACCUCUAUUACCUCAUUUCAUCUACUUAAUGGAACCUUCCCCUUUUUCCCUUUUUU